ACGACGAACAACGGUUUGACGUUAUCCGCUUUGAAAUGGCGUUGAGGCAGUUGAAGACGCUGUCAUUUUUUUGUUAUUUUUAUCAUUUUGGUCACUUCAGCUUUUAAGUUUUUGGUCCAGUGCUAACUUCUGAACUUAAUCUAUAAUUUUGCGCUUUGUUCAGUUGUUAAACAAAAAUGUAUUGCAGAAAAGUGUGAAUAACUGACGUUGCAUAAUAAGGCCGCAGCAGGCCCCGGAGUUGCGUAAAGAUUACGGCCGCUCUCCAGUGCUUGGCCCUGCCGCAGAGCUGCUAUUUGGUUUAGGUUGUUCCCGGCUAGACAUGACAGUCCUGGAAACGAAGUGACACAGCUGGAGCCCAGUCCCGUCGUAACCACCACUUUAUCAAAUAGCUUCUACUGCUUGAGUUAUAUUUUACAUUAAAUUGCAUUUUGCAAACGCAUAAUUAAUAUGGCGUCAGUGCCAGUGUAUUGCUUGUGUCGCCUGCCUUAUGAUGUGACACGCUUCAUGAUUGAAUGUGACAUCUGUCAAGACUGGUUUCAUGGAAGCUGUGUUGGUGUUGAAGAGGACAAGGCUACUGAGAUUGACCAGUACCACUGCCCCAACUGUCAGGUCACCCAUGGGCCCUCUGUUAUGCGCAAACGGCGUGGAGGCAAUAAACAGACAGAUGGAAAUACAGGCGUAGGAAGAGAUCCCAGUAAGCCUGUAAAGACAGGGAGCCAACAGUUUGUCAGAGAGCUUCGUAGCAGAACAUUCCCAAAUGCCGAUGAAAUCUUGCUGAAGCCGUCCGGGGCUCAACUGACGGUUGACUUUCUGGAAGAGCAUUCUUUCAGCGUUCCUGUCAUGGUGUUGAGGCGGGAUGGCUUAGGCAUGACCCUUCCUCCAUCCUCGUUCAGUGUCAGUGACGUGGAGCACUACAUUGGUUCAGAUAAAGAGAUUGAUGUUAUUGAUGUGUCUCGUCAAUGUGACCUGAAGAUGCGACUAGGAGACUUCGUUGAAUACUACAACAGCCCUAAUCGGGACAGAGUGCUCAAUGUGAUCAGCCUGGAGUUCUCUGAAACUAGGCUCUCAAAUUUGGUGGAGACUCCGAAGAUUGUGAGAAAACUUUCAUGGGUGGAAAACCUCUGGCCUGAAGAGUCAGUUUUUGAACGGCCAAAUGUGCAGAAGUACUGUCUGAUGGGAGUAAAGGACAGCUACACAGACUUUCACAUUGACUUUGGUGGGACUUCAGUAUGGUACCAUGUCCUGAGGGGCGAGAAAAUCUUCUAUCUAAUUUCUCCCACCCCAGCCAAUCUGGCACUUUUUGAGCGAUGGAGUUCCUCAUCUAACCAGAAUGAGAUGUUCUUUGGGGAUCAAGUUGACAUGUGUUACAAGUGUUCUGUCAAGCAAGGAAACACACUGUUCAUACCAACAGGAUGGAUUCAUUCUGUGCUGACUCCCGUGGACUGUCUGGCGUUUGGAGGAAACUUUCUGCACAGUCUCAACAUUGACAUGCAGCUGCGGGCGUAUGAAAUAGAGAAGAGAUUAAGCACAGCCGACUUGUUCAAAUUCCCCAACUUUGAGACUGUAUGUUGGUAUGUUGGGAAGCACCUUCUUGAUAUAUUCAGAGGACUGAGAGAAAAUCGCAGACACCCUGCCAGCUACCUUGUUCAAGGAGCUAAGGCCCUGAACAACGCUUUCCGCACCUGGACGCGCAAAGAGGCCUUAGCAGAUCAUGACAUGGAGAUACCAGAGACAAUCAACACUCAGACAUUAAUAAAAGACCUGGCAAAAGAGAUUCGUCUGGUUGAGGAUAUCUUUCAGCAAAACAUUGGUCGCACAGGACCUCAGUUUCCUGGUGCUCCACUAUCCAAAGCACCCCUGAGCGCCGCUCAGAACUCGGGACGCCCCCCUGGAAAAAAGAAAGGGCCCAAACAUAAGGAGGUGUUGGGGGGGUUUGGGCCCACUGGAACCAAAAAGAAAAGUCAGAAAGGGAUACUCAAAGCAGAAGCAGGAGAACUCGAGCUCAUUGAGAUCCAUGCCAAACAUACCCUCAAAAAAUUUCAACCUGGAAAGUCCAAACACAAGAACAAGCUGGAGCUGCCGUUAGAGGAGUUCGAAGGAAAGAUAAAUAAAAACAAGCUUAAACUUGUCUUGACAAAUGGGAAAAUCCAAGGUAAGAAAGAUGGUAGCAGUAAUGGUGCAGGAAGGGCUGGAAGCUACAAACACCUUGCCACAGAGGGAUCCAGUCUAUCUGACCUGGAGUCUGAGGAUGAGCUGCAGAUUGAUGAGACUCCACCUCCUCGACGCAAACCUACUGGACCUAACAAGAAAAAGAAACUAAGUGGUUUACCGAGGAAGUUGCCCAGAGCUAAACCUUGUUCUGACCCUAAUCGCAUCAGGGAGCCAGGAGAGGUAGACUUUGACAUUGAGGAGGACUACACGACUGACGAAGAGGCGCUGGCAGCUCAUGGAGUAAAAGGCGGUGCCGGUGGCAUCCUUGACUUAUUAAAGGCCAGCAAGCAGGUGGCAGGGUUAGACUCUGCAGCUCUCAGUGAGGAAGCACCAGCCUCCCCCAGCACUCGAGAUGCCAUCCAGGGUAUGCUUUCCAUGGCCAACCCUCCUUCGUCAUCCUCCUCUUCCUCAUCUUCAUCCCCCUCAUCUAUCUCUGGAGGUCUGACAGAGGGAUUAGCAGCCGUUAAGGACAAGGGUGGCAGAACUGUGUGGGUGACAGGAGGAAUCAAGAAGAGUGCAAAUCCUGAGAAAAAAGCAGUGAUUCAGCGGCCCGGUAAAAGGACAAUUAAAAGGCCAGCCCGUCACAUUACUGAUGAAGACAGUCCAGAUGAGCAAGAAACACUGGGGACUUGUUUUAAGGAUUCAGAUUAUGUUUACCCUUCAUUGGAGUCUGACGAGGAAGAUCAUAUUAACAAGACGAAGAUGAAAAGAAAGAAAAACUGGGAUGACACACCCUGGAGCCCAAAAGCACGGGUGAUGCCAACGCUUCCUAAACAAGAUCGACCAGCCAGGGAAGGAGCUAGAGUUGCUUCUGUAGAAACUGGCCUUGCAGCAGCUGCUGCCAAGUUGGCACAACAAGAACAGCAGAAACCUGCUAAAAGGAAGUACACCAAAAAGCAACGUCCUCCUGCUCCCGUUGUAAGUCCUCCCCCUGUCCAGGCUGAGCCCACCCCACCCUCCCCAACACCUGCUCCAGAGUCAGCAGCAGAUGUCAGCCCAGACAGGAGGAUGGAUUAUUUCUCUGCCAGUCUGUUAGACCAUGAAUACACAGCAGGGCCAGGACCUUUUGGCCCUGGAGGCCCGAGGGGCAGUGGAGCCAUGGCCCCUGGUGUAUUCCUCUCUUCCCGACGACCUUCCAUGUCACCUCAAAACAGCAGUUCUCAUGCCGGUUUAUCUCCUGCAGGCUUAGCCAGCCAAGGAAUAACAGGAAUCGGUCAAGGUAAACGGCCAAAGAAAGGUCUCGCCACUGCAAAACAGAGACUUGGAAAAAUCCUAAAAAUUCAUCGCAAUGGGAAACUUCUCUUGUGAGAGAUUUUUGUUUGUGGAUGAUGACUUUAAGAAUGAAGAUUAGGCCUCUGAAGUUGGUCUGAAGAAACUAGAGAUGGUUAUCUAUAUUUUGUACUUUUGUUUAACUGUUUUCAUUUGUGAUCAACUGUCAUCAUAUCUUGCCCUCACCGAUUUUCUGCCUGACUCCACCUACCACAAUCUGCGUCAAGGUGUUUUCAGAGGCACAUAUGACUUCAAGUAAAAUCACUGUAAUGUCCUGGAAGCACUCUUUAUGUGGUGAAUUGUUUUUACUGCCACAUAUUUGAUACUGACAAUAGGCACUUUUUUCUAAUAAUUUGAAGGAACGUUUACACAGAUUUUUCACAAAUUUACAAAAAAGGGUGAUUUUUUUUUUUUUGUUGGUUAUUUUUACAAGUUGUGUUUAGGCAAGACUUUUAAAGGGAAAACGCGCAUAAAUGUGCAAACGUUUAAACGCUCUCAGUAGUUUUAGAGUUGUAUUUAGCUGUUUUAUCCUAGUUUUUGUAAGCCAUGCCCCUGUUUUCUAUUCUACUCUGUAAAACAAACGGUUGUAUUAAUCCCCCCAUUAAAGACAUAAUGCUACACGUUAUUAUUUCUAAAGCUCUUAACAUGAUCUCAAAAAUUCUCAGCCAUCUUAAUUUCUGGACACCAUCAUUUAAUUUUAUUUAUUCUUCGUUUAUUUAUUUACCAAGGUAGAACUUCAUAACUUCUAAGCCUUUUCUAAUGUAGCAUGUUUUGUCCCUGUCUUUGUAUGAUCAAAUAUGAUUGUUAAAUAUCUUAAAACGUAUAGAAAAAAAACUUUCCACUGCUAUUUUAGGUUUUUUUUUUUGUUUGUUUCUUUUUUGUUUAGAUUUUAAUUUGACAAUGUAAAUAUUUGUAUUAUUUGUAAUUUAUAUUGCUAAAUAAAAUUAAAAAAAGAGCGAGUAGUUUCCUGCAUGUUGCCGUAAUUUGAGCACCAAGUUUUGGCAGCUUUCUUUGGUCGGACGUAGAGACGUUUUCACAGAAUGUACUUGUCAUAAAAUGUUGGAGGUGUAGUUUAAAGAGUAAAAAUAUUGUGAAGGUGCAGGAUAUGAAUUAUAUGUAAAUAUAUGUUUUAAUUUAAGUUCUUUUGUAGUUCAAAAACUUUCAAAUUUUUCAUAACUUGUACAUGAUACAUUGUUGGGGAAACAUGAUAGUUCUUUUUUAUAUUUGUAUUCAUCAACUGUCAUGUUCAUGUUGUCUUGUUGGUGUAAUGUUAGAUCUGUGCUUAAGAAGAAGCUGUUGGUAAAUUUCAUGCAUUUAGUUUUAUAUUGUUUAUACUUCCUUUGUGAGUGCUGUGUGUCUUUUAUUUUUCAUGUGUUUUGCUUUAACCUGAAAAAGAUCAAAGUUCAUUUUUGCUCAUGUUAUUUGAGGAACAAUUUUUUUUGUAUUUUUAAAAAGAAGGAAAGUUAGAUUUUUUUCUGGCAAAUCAAUGCUUUUUUGUUCACUAUACUUCUCAGUUUUCCUGACAUUUGAAAAAAGGGAUUUAGGUAUUUUUCUGCUAUACACAAUGAAUAUUUUGUUGUAAUAAACACAUCUACUCAUAAAAGA
Molecule: messenger RNA, 5085 nt
Organism: Girardinichthys multiradiatus
Lineage: Eukaryota; Metazoa; Chordata; Actinopteri; Cyprinodontiformes; Goodeidae
Gene: phf8
Product: PHD finger protein 8
Exons: 22
Coding region: 448-3519 (1023 amino acids)
Biological process (GO): protein demethylation; regulation of transcription by RNA polymerase II
Molecular function (GO): histone demethylase activity; transcription coregulator activity
Source: RefSeq, a predicted model, not a curated record